CCUGACGGCCGUGGAUUGAGCCUGCAAACAAGGCACAUGCCCUCAACUGGAAUCGAACCCGGGCCUUCAUUCUGUCACUCUGCCCCCGUCUUCAAUUGGUAUUUCCCUGGGCCGACCUGUGUUAUGGGUUACGGUCACGGUCAUGGCUGUGGGAGCCACUGGAUGUCUCUGCAAGACCUGAGGCCGUUAUGGGAGGGGCCCUCUUUCUUCUGUGACUUGUAUCUUCCAGAUCCUCCGUGGCUGCUGAAUUGUAACAGGAGAAAGCACUUUCCUGGGAGGUAAUGACUCUGGCCACAGCAGGAGCGGCGUGGACGGGCCCUGGCCGUCCCCUUCCUGCGACCCUUAGAGCCAGUCAUGCACAUCAGCUCUUCCUUUAACGUGGACUCAGCCACGGGUGCGCUAGACACACGUCUGCCAUCGGUUGUCCCCUCUCAGCACUUAGUGGCUUCAGCAGCAUUUUUCUGGCUUCAGGUUGUUGCCUUGGGGUGAAGGAUGAAGAGGCAUCUUCUGAGCAGAGCAUUUCUGUGGAAGUGUCACCUGUGCGUCCUGCCAAGGGAGGUUCCUCGGCCCAGAUGGCUCAGCCUUGUGACAUAUGUGGCCCCAUCUUGAAAGACAUUUUGCAUCUGGAUGACCACCAGGAAACACAUUAUGGACUGAAACCAUACACAUGUGAGGCAUGUGGGAGACAGUUCUCAUUUGGUGCAAACUUUUACCAGCACCAGAAGCAGUACAAUGUAGAGAAGCCCAUCAGGAGAGACAAAGGCAAGGCCACAUUUGCACAGGACUGUAGAGUCUGUGAAGGACCUCAUCCAUCAGAGCAGCCCUCUGUGUGUGAGGGGGAUGAGAAGGACUUCCAGGCACGUGUGGACAGUCACCAGCAAAAGGCCACCCACCGCAAGAGGAAGACAAGGAGCACUGAGAGGGGGGUGGCCUUGCACAUCGGACAGAUGCAUUACAAUUGCAACGAAUGUGGCAAGGCCUUCAGCCGCAAAGACACGCUUGUUCAGCACCAGAAAAUCCACUCUGGGGAAAGGCCUUACGAGUGCGGUGAGUGUGGGAAGGCCUUCAGCCGCAAAGCCACACUCGUGCAGCACCAGAGAAUCCACACUGGGGAGAGGCCUUUCGAGUGCAGUGAAUGUGGGAAGUCCUUUAGCCGCAAAGACAACCUCACACAGCACAAAAGAAUUCACACUGGAGAAAUGCCUUACAAGUGUGGUGAAUGUGGAAAAUACUUUAGCCAUCACUCCAAUUUAAUUGUACACCAGAGAGUUCACAAUGGAGAAAGGCCUUAUAAGUGCAAUGAUUGUGGGAAAGUUUUCAGACACAAAUCCACACUUGUUCAGCAUGAGAGCAUCCAUACUGGAGAAAAUCCUUAUGUUUGCAGUGAUUGUGGGAAGUCCUUUGGCCACAAAUACACCCUAAUUAAACACCAGAGAAUUCACACCGAGAUGAGGCCUUUUGAAUGCAUUGAAUGUGGGAAAUUCUUUAGCCGAAGCUCUGACUUUAUUGCACACCAGAGAGUUCACACGGGUGAAAGGCCUUUUGUGUGUAGCAAAUGCGGGAAAGAUUUCAUAAGAACCUCCCACCUUGUUCGGCACCAAAAAGUUCACACUGGAGAAAGGCCAUAUGAGUGCAAUGAAUGCGGGAAAGCCUAUAGCUUAAGCUCCCACCUCAUUCGGCAUCAGAAAGUUCACACUGCAGGAAGGCUGUAGGAGUGCUUUCAACACAGAAGGACUCACAUGGACAGGAACUCUGUGAUCUUCCUUUGAGAGGAAGACAUCAAUCAGAUGUUGAACUUCAUAUAUUGGAACAUUAACACUGGGGAGACACCUUGUUAGGGCAGUUAGGGGCAAUCAGGCUGGCAGGGAGGGGGGCAGUUAGGCACAUCAGGCUGGCAGGCGG
Molecule: messenger RNA, 1902 nt
Organism: Myotis brandtii (Brandt's bat)
Lineage: Eukaryota; Metazoa; Chordata; Mammalia; Chiroptera; Vespertilionidae
Product: zinc finger protein 134
Exons: 3
Coding region: 573-1712 (379 amino acids)
Biological process (GO): negative regulation of transcription by RNA polymerase II
Cellular component (GO): nucleus
Molecular function (GO): RNA polymerase II transcription regulatory region sequence-specific DNA binding; DNA-binding transcription repressor activity, RNA polymerase II-specific
Source: RefSeq, a predicted model, not a curated record